AUGUAGAUGUCUAGAUUGAUUCUAUUAGUAUGUUUACUGAAUUACCAAAAGAUAUUUUCAGGUAUUAAUUAUUUUAUAUAUAGUGAAAUUACAAAUUAUUACAAAUAACUUGGAUUUAUCAUUGUGAAUUCAGGAUAUUUAUGUAUACAUGAAAAGAAAUUUAACUUGUCUCAAAUAUCAGUCAUUUAAAUAUACAUAAAUGAAUCCUAUUAUUUAGAGUUUUCACCGAAAUAGUUCUUAUAUUAAUCAGGAGAAUAUAUCUAACUCCCUUUUAAAUAAUCAAAGUAUCAAUAUUAGUUUUUAAAUUAGAAAGAAAUCAAUAAUAUUUGGAUUAACUUUUUUAGAUAAUUUAUACUUGACAAUAAAUUAAAAUUAAAAAAGUCUUUCAUUUUCAUAAAGUGACUGUCAAAGUUCAGUACAAAACUCAAGUUCUUAUAAAUAUUUUGCAUUUUUAUUAGUGUUUAGUAUUUUAAUAUUGUUUGCAAUUAUAAUUAAGUUAUUCAAAAAAUAAAAAUAAUAUGGCACAGUGGCUCAAGUUUAAGAAGUAGAAUUACAAAAUUCAACAAUUUAAAGAGAAAAAGAAGAUGAAGAAGAAGAAUAGUUGUGA
This is a messenger RNA of Paramecium sonneborni, 607 nucleotides long. NCBI's taxonomy places the organism in Eukaryota, Ciliophora, Oligohymenophorea, Peniculida, Parameciidae. The record is from the annotation of a GenBank genome assembly.